Messenger RNA from Durusdinium trenchii, 1812 nucleotides. The record is from the annotation of a GenBank genome assembly. Lineage: Eukaryota; Dinophyceae; Suessiales; Symbiodiniaceae.
CUGCAAGGGUUGCUCCGUACUUUUACAUUAUGUAUCAACAACAUGAAAUGGCUCGGUUCGCUUUGAUGGCGGCCCUGAACACCAAUGUUUGGAAGGCAACAUGGGAACCCAAACGCCUGCUGCAAUACGUUUUGCCAGCAAGGUGGCAAGGUUUCGUUGCUUAGAUUCAGUCCCAGAUGCUGAUGAGGCACAAAAACAGGAAAUAGAGGUUCUUGAAAGUAUUUACGCUGAAUCAUUGCAGAUUCUGAGCGAGGAGGGUGAGAGGCCCAUGCUUUUGCGUGUCGAAGUGCCCGUUGCCUUAGACAGUGGUUCAGUCCAACUACUCAUUGAAACGGCUGAGGGGCAGGUGCCAGCAGGGUCUGUGGAAGAGCUUCCGCCAUGCGUUCUGUUUAUCGCGCUACCACCUCAUUGGCCAUUAGCGGGACCAGCAACAGCUGCCAUGGUGCUGGAGGCCCCUCACAUGGGCAGCUCUGAGUUAGAAGCUCUCGAGUGCAGUCUUGAAGAUGAAACCAAGCAAGAGAGCAGCGUUUUUGACUGGGUUUGCAAGCUGCAGGAGCAUCUCCAUGUUGAAGACCAACUCCUGCUGUCUUCGGAGAUGUUCCGUGAGGACAAUCCGAUGGAAGUAGCAAUGACUUUGCUCUCGCACAACCAGCGUGCAAACCACGAAAGGCGCCAACGUGAGAAUCAGGUGUGCCCAGUGUGCUUCGAUGAACUUCCUGGUUCCAGAGGAGUUUUUCUAUCGUGUGGGCACUUCGGGUGCCACGACUGCUUGCAGCAGAUGGCAAGGCUUUACACUUCGGAGGGUGAUGUGACAGCGCUGCGCUGCCCAGUGCCAGACUGCAGAGUCCCGUGCUUUGAUGCCGACGUCCUGCGGCAGCUCUUGGGUUCCAACUCCAAGUUGCUUGAGAAAUGGGAGGAGCUGAGCUUGAAGCAUUGCCUGGACUCGAUGGAGGAUGUUGUGUAUUGCCCCCGCUGUGAUUUGGAGGGUGAUGGGCAGCGAGUUCCUUGCAUCCAAGACAAUGAGCACAUGGCCACAUGCGAAGUCUGUGGCUUCACCUUUUGCGGUAAAUGCCGAACCGUAUACCAUCCAGGCACUGAGUGUGCCUCUGUGGAUGAUCGAUUGGACGCCCUGGAAGCGAGAGCGGCUGGGAUUGGGCCAGAGGCAAAGGCUGCACGCGCUGAAUUGUUGACCUUGCGGCACCUGGCCAAAACAACCAAAAACUGUCCAAAGUGCAACUUUGGAAUUGAGAAGAGUGAAGGCUGCAGCAAAGUCCUUUGCGGGAACUGCAAAACUCACUUUUGCUGGCGAUGUGGCAAGACCAUCACUGGCUACGACCAUUUUGCCACCAGCGAUUGCCGCCUGUUCGACGAUGAUGAAAUCCGCCGUUGGAAUCAGAGGGUGCAUCAGGUGGACAAAGCCCAAGCGAGAGCUCAUGAGGCUCGCUUCUUGGCCCAGUUUAUGGACCCGGAGCGGCUGAGGGAGCAAAGCCGGGAGUGCCCUCGCUGCAGGGCAGCGGUGCUGAAAGAGAGCAAGAACAAUCACCUCCGUUGCUAUGCUUGCAUGACGCAAUUCUGUGCGAGAUGUUUUGAAGUGCUGCCCAAAGGCAAAGCCAGUGAGCACUUCAACAAACUCCGGAGUUGCCCGCAGCACUCUGACGAGUAGGAAUCCUGAGCAAUCUCGGUAACGUGGUGAUGGCAGCCAGAAUGGCCAACCCUCCACAAUGUGGUGCAGCUGUUGUGCACAGUGACAGUGUGCAGUAGAUAGUGUAUCUCAUUUGGAUUUUCCCUUGUGUACAGUGUCCAAGGCCAUAA